Tarenaya hassleriana is the source of this 2386-nucleotide messenger RNA. Its product is annotated as probable methyltransferase PMT18. Gene Ontology annotation, cellular component: trans-Golgi network; cytoplasm; endosome. NCBI's taxonomy places the organism in Eukaryota, Viridiplantae, Streptophyta, Magnoliopsida, Brassicales, Cleomaceae. The record is from RefSeq and is a predicted model, not a curated record. Gene Ontology annotation, molecular function: methyltransferase activity. The coding region runs from base 164 to 2155 and encodes 663 amino acids. The transcript is spliced from 7 exons.
UAUAUAUAUAUGAUGGGUUAUGAACAAAGGCCACGCAUGUACGUAUUCAUUUACUGACAACACUUGCCUUGCCAUCAAGGUUCCCUUGGCAUCAUGACAAAUCACAUAUACAUACACACAUAUAGAAGUGGAAAACAGUGAUUGGGAAUGGCCAUGAAAGCAUAUGUGUGUAUAUGGCAGCACGAGAUGCAAGGAGGUCAAGGAGGAAAAUGAGGCUGCCUUUGCAGUUACAGAAGGACCGGCAAUGGCGAAGGAGAACAGUGGACAUCACCAUGCGGAUUCAAGGAGAAAGAGACUGACGUGGAUUCUCGGUGUCAGUGGACUCUGCAUAUUGUUUUACGUUCUGGGUUCGUGGCAGAACAGCACCAUUCCCACCUCUCCAUCGGAGGUUUACUCCAGAGUCGGAUGUGAUAAUAAUCAGUCUCCUCCUUCGUCAUCGUCGUCUUCUUCCUCCGAUGAUGAUCCGCCAUUGUUGUCCUCUUCCGAACCAGCCGAGCUAGAUUUCGAAAGCCAUCACCAGCUCGACCUCAAGGAAACGGUGCAGACCGUGAAGCAGUUCCCGCCAUGCGAGAUGUCGUUCAGUGAAUACACUCCCUGCGAGGAUCGGGAGAGAGGGAGGAGAUUCGACAGGAACAUGUUGAAGUACAGGGAAAGGCAUUGUCCUACGAAAGACGAGCUUCUCUACUGUCUGAUUCCUCCUCCUCCCAAGUACAAGAUCCCGUUCAAGUGGCCACAAAGUCGAGACUAUGCUUGGUAUGACAACAUUCCCCACAAGGAGCUCAGCAUUGAAAAGGCUAUCCAGAACUGGAUUCAAGUAGAGGGUGACCGUUUCAGAUUCCCCGGUGGGGGCACCGGCUUUCCCCGUGGAGCCGAUGCCUAUAUCGAUGACAUUUCCCGGCUCAUUCCUCUUACCGAUGGAGGCAUUAGGACAGCUAUCGACACUGGUUGUGGUGUUGCGAGUUUUGGUGCCUAUCUCUUGAAGAGGGAUAUUAUCGCAAUGUCUUUUGCUCCAAGAGACACACACGAAGCUCAGGUCCAGUUCGCGCUUGAACGGGGAGUUCCUGCAAUAAUCGGCAUCAUGGGAUCAAACCGGCUUCCUUAUCCAGCUAGGGCCUUUGAUCUUGCUCACUGCUCUCGGUGUUUGAUACCUUGGUUUCAGUACGAUGGUCUGUACCUGAUUGAGGUGGACCGAGUUCUGAGACCGGGUGGGUAUUGGGUCCUCUCGGGUCCUCCCAUUCACUGGAAGAAGUACUGGAGAGGCUGGGAAAGAACUGAAGAAGAUCUGAAGCAAGAGCAAGAUUCUAUCGAAAACGUUGCCAGGAGCCUUUGCUGGAAAAAGGUCAUCGAAAAGGGCGACUUCUCGAUCUGGCAGAAGCCUAUCAACCACGUCGAGUGCAAUAAGCUCAAGCGUGUUCAUAAAACACCGCCUAUUUGCAACUCAGAUAACCAAGAUUCCGCUUGGUACACUGAGUUGGAACAUUGCAUUACUCCACUGCCAGAGGCUAGCAAUCCAGAGGAACUUGCAGGUGGUGCAUUGGAGGACUGGCCCGACAGAGCGUUUGCUGUCCCUCCAAGAAUUAUCAGAGGAACGAUACCCGGAAUCAAUACCGAGAAAUUCCGAGAGGACAAUGAAGUUUGGAAGGAGAGGGUAUCAUACUACAAACGGAUAAUCCCCGAGCUGUCUACUGGAAGAUUCAGGAAUAUAAUGGACAUGAACGCUUACCUCGGGGGAUUUGCUGCAGCAAUGCUGAAAUAUCCGGUCUGGGUGAUGAAUGUAGUGCCCGUGGACUCGGAGAAACAGACGUUAGGUGCGAUCUAUGAGCGUGGACUGAUCGGAACGUACCAAGACUGGUGUGAAGGAUUCUCUACAUAUCCAAGAACGUAUGACCUGAUUCAUGCAGGGGGAUUGUUCAGCAUUUACGACAACAGGUGUGACAUAACGUUGAUACUGUUGGAGAUGGACAGAAUCUUGAGACCGGAGGGAACAGCUGUUUUCAGAGACAAUGUGGAUACACUGACGAAGAUACAAAGCUUAACGAAUGGGAUGAGAUGGAAGAGUCGUAUUGUUGACCACGAGAACGGUCCCUUUAACCCCGAGAAGAUCCUUGUCGCCGUCAAGACUUAUUGGACAGGUGAUGAUUCCACUUCCAACUAGUUUAGUUCCUCCUACCUUGGAACUCUCCCCCUUUGUCUUUUUUUUUUUUAAUUUAUUUUAUUAUCAUGGAAGAUAAAAGAUGAAUUUAGAAGACGGUUAGAUCAUUAUAUUUUUUUAUGUUUGUGAGAUGUGAAAUUCUGCUUUGAAGAAUUUCCCACAAACUCAUAUAACAUAUGUCACGUUGGUUUCAUUUUGGUUUUGAUCAUUUCUUGAAGUUUGGUUCUUCUUCCU